This is a messenger RNA of Salmo salar (Atlantic salmon), 4042 nucleotides long. RefSeq names its product tetratricopeptide repeat protein 14. NCBI's taxonomy places the organism in Eukaryota, Metazoa, Chordata, Actinopteri, Salmoniformes, Salmonidae. Gene Ontology annotation, molecular function: protein binding; nucleic acid binding. The record is from RefSeq and is a predicted model, not a curated record.
UCCGAAGAAGAAGUUCCGACAUUUUUUUUAUCACGCUUCUGUUAGACAGCUAACUGCUAUUUGAAUAAUUGGCGUAAAUGUAAUGUACAUCUGCAUGGGAAUGAACCACCGGGUGUCGAGUAUUGUGACUUAGUUGGUAAACUGCUUGUCCGCGGUAGAGUGUAGCAACUGCAACGAACGUCGUCAGCUAGCGAUGUUGUUCAUACUAGCUAAUCAGGCUGAAUUCUGAUGCCAAUAUCUGAAAAUGGAUAGAGAUUUACUGAGGCAGACUUUGUCUCACCAUGGACAAAGCCUGUUUACCCAUCUCAAAUGUGAACAAAGUGAAAAUCCAGAUUUCAAAGCUAUUGAACUGGACUUGUCUAAGGCCAGCUAUCAAAGAAAAUAUGGAGGGGAGGACAAUGCUUUAGUGGAGCAGUUCAUUGCUAGAAAAGCAGACAUCCUAUUUGCACCAUCAUGGAAAUCCAGUGCAACAGUGGAGGAUGUGUUGGAGGAAGGAGAAGAGCCCUACGCCAUCAUGCCCCCUCUGGAGCAGUUCAUGGUGGUGUCAUUUGAGGAGCGGAGGAAUCUGUUGUACAGGGACAUGGAGCGAGGGGACAUUGUGAUAGGCAGGAUCAACUCCAUCAGGGAUUUUGGCUUCUUUGUAACACUCAUCUGCAUGGCAGGUGGACUAGAGAGAGACAUAGAGGAUCUGGAGCUCACGGCCCUGUGUCCCCUUAGAGAUGUACCUUCCAAUGGCAAUCAUGACGAUCCGCUAUCGUACUAUCAGAUUAACGAUUUAAUAAGAGCUGGAGUGAAGGAUAUUGACCGAUACCAUGAGAAGAUAACCAUUUCACUUCAGCCCUCCUCCCGCGCCCCAAACCUGAUGAGCCUAAAGCUCGGAGUGUUUAGUAGAGAUGAUCUUCCACUUCAAUACAGUCGCAGUGUGAGGGUUGCCAACGACAACACUGAAACCUAUGAGAGGGUUUUAGAGGAUACUAUUGGAUACUCCAACCCAUCUAAUGUGGAGUAUCUCCUGGGGAAGAUUGGGAUCAGUGACACACAGCCUCCCUCACUCAUGAGAGGGCUACAGAGCAAACAUUUCCUUGAGGAGGACUUUGCAACAAUUAUCCGAAAGAAGCAGUCUGCGUCCUGGGCUCUUAAAUGUGUGAGGGUUGGUGUGGACCACUUCAAGUCUGGUCGCCACGUCGAAGCAAUGAAUGAAUAUAAUAAGGCCUUAAAUAUUGACACUAACAAUGUGGAAGCCCUUGUGGCACGUGGUGCACUGUAUGCCAACAAAGGGAGUUUGCUGAAGGCAAUAACAGACUUUGAGCUGGCAUUGGAAAGCUGCCCAACCCACAGAAAUGCUAAGAAAUACCUAUGCCAGACCCUGGUGGAGCGAGGUGGCCAACUGGAGGAGGAAGAGAAGUUAGUUACAGCUGAGGGCCUCUACAGAAAAGCUCUGGCCUUAGAAGACUCCUUCCCGGAUGCCAAGGAAGCAUUGAGGAAAAUAGAGCUACUUAUCCAGAAAUCCCUCAAACUGAGAGAAGAGGCAGCAGCAAAGGAAGCAGAAAAAGCUAAGAAUGUGGAGACGAGUGCAGAAAAAUUGCGUAAGAUCUUAAAAGAAGAAAAAAGAAUGAAAAAGAAACGGAAGAUAUCUUCCUCUUCAUCAACGUCAUUGUCUUCCACCUCUUCGUCCGACCACUCCUCCUCCUCAUGGCGCAGGACGUCAAAGAAAAAGAAGAGCAAACACAGACGGUCAUCUCGAGGGGAGAAACGCAAGCGGAGGGUUUCAUCCAGGGACAACAGAAGUGUGUCUGAGGAAUGGUACCCUGCCCCACCCAACACCACCACCACCUCCUUCCUGGAUCAGAAAUGUAGCUUGGUCAGGCUGUUUGAGGGGCCAGAGAGGACGGAAGAGCAUAGUCAGCCCCACAGCAAAGGCAGGCACCGCUCACAUCACUCUUUAUCAUUAGUGUCCACAGAUGCUCCGGACAACAGCAGAGGUAGGUUUGAAGAUGACCCUGUUGACGGCUCUCCUCAGCAAGCUGAGAGCAGCAAGGGGAAAGGUGUCUGUGAUGACAAGACCAGUGAUGAGGAGGUGAAUGAGAGGGAAGCCUACAGGGGGCAUUGGAAGAGCCAGGGCCAGGAGGAUCAAAGUAUCCCACAAGAAGUUCUCAGCUCAUUGGAGAAAGCCAAACUCAGAAGAAUGUCCUCAUCUGCCAGCUCAGAGCAUUCCUGCAAAUCUGACCGGUACGCCAACGACCUCACGUCACAGUCCCACAUAUUCAGUCACAGACGAUCAUAUAGUGGUAGGUAUGGUAGCACAGAACAAGGAGAUGAGAAAAAUAAGGCCACCCGAAGGUCUGAUGGCAGGGAUAACAGUGCAAAAUUGACUGAUGCCUCUCUGAAUGGUAAGGGAUCUGCAGGAGGAAAUAAAGCGCUGUCAACUAAUCUCCUAGAUAUCUUCAGCCAAAUAGCUCAGUUUGAGAAGGAGAAAUGCUUCAAGCCGAAAAAGUGAAUUCAGCUUUUCCGAGAUGCUUUAACCAUCUUAUUUCAUAACUAUGAACAAAUUAACUAUUGCUAUUGUAGUGUUGGGCAAAUUUCUAUUGUCCAAUGCUGUCAAUUUUGCAUUGGUGAUAUCAAAAAAUGUGCUCUGAAAUGUUUACUGUUUUUGUGAUAAGUACACUGCCUUAAUAUCAUAUCAGAUUGUAUUUUCUGUGAAAGGACAUGUUUUUUUACAUGCCCGAAAGCAAAUGAAAGUCCUGUUAAUAUAUCUGCUGUCGGCAUGCAGUUUGGAAAUGAUUUUGCUUCAGUUAAAGGUAGACUCAGUGAAAUUACGUUGUUAGGCGCAGCACCGCAGAUAUUGCGAUAGUCUACAUUUUAACUAAUUUUCCUCCUAAGUACAAUAAACUCUAAGUAUCAGGAAACUCAUAAAUUAGAUAUAUUGAGCAUUUUUUUAAUUCUAUUUGCUGGUAGUAGAUUGGAAGAUGUCAUUCAAUGACUGAAAUAUCAAAUUUCAAUAUGAAUCUUUUUCAAUAAAUCGGCUGUGAACUUUGCCCAAAAUGUCCAAGCCUGAUUUGUUUGGUUUAAGCAUUAAUGUGGUUAUUUUGUGUAAAUCCAACUUCGAACCAGAUAUUUGCUUAUAAGAAUGUGUGCUAAUGCUGUUCUAUAGACCCUUUUUCAGUACAUGACACACUGACGUAAUGCACAGAUGUGCGCAACUCUUGGUGGCAGUAAGAAAGCCAUCACUGUCUGUGCCCAUUCAACAGCCUAGAUUUAUGUUUUUAUUACUUCUAAACAAAAUAACUUUUGGGUUCUCAUACCCUUACUGUGUUUUUAUUCUUGCUUAAACAGUGGCUAUGAUUAUAUUUGGUUGUGAUCUUUGCAAAAUCAUUUUGGAUGCAGCAGUUUGUUAGCUAGAAUGCUAACACUCAUUGAUUCCAGUUGUAGCAAAAGCUAGCCAAAGAGCCAUUUUACUGGUUAAAGUGCUUUUUUUUAAGUAAAAUGCAGUUGAUUUGCGAGGACACAAACAUAUUAAGCAGGACGUUCACAUGAACCUUAAUCCAAUGAUAAUACAAAAGUUGUGUGAAAUGCACUCAUAAAAUACAUGUAAAUAGAGAUUUGUUUUUGCUGACGUUCUCCCUUGGUCUUCCACCAACUUGUGUGCAUCGCACUUGUGCGGCAUGUUUGCAAAUGCAGAAAGGGAUCUAUAGCUUUGUAUGGAUCUUACUGUUACAUUUCUUGUAUCUCACUUCAGUGUUGAGACACUAACUUAAACCCAAUGGCAUAUUGGUACUCUAAUUUAUGUAAAAUUGAAUGAUUUAAUAACUGGACACAGCAUCCUUGCAAAGAGCACAACUUUCAUGUCAACAGCCAAAGUGGCUUAUUUACAGCUUAACUUCAACGUCUUCAAUCACUAUACUGCACAUCAGUUAGACAUGUUUUUAGUUCAUCUUGUUACAAGGGAUUACUCACUAAUUCACAGGCACAGCUAUUUAGUCCGUCAAAUCUAGCGCUCUUAAAUGUACUAAUGUCUUAAUAAACUGAUCCCUUUUAACUCUAA